This is a messenger RNA of Neoarthrinium moseri, 1845 nucleotides long. RefSeq lists its product as uncharacterized. The transcript has 2 exons. Gene Ontology annotation, cellular component: membrane. NCBI's taxonomy places the organism in Eukaryota, Fungi, Ascomycota, Sordariomycetes, Amphisphaeriales, Apiosporaceae. The coding region runs from base 1 to 1845 and encodes 614 amino acids. Gene Ontology annotation, molecular function: L-amino acid transmembrane transporter activity. Gene Ontology annotation, biological process: amino acid transmembrane transport. The record is from RefSeq and is a predicted model, not a curated record.
AUGCCAGCCCACUACGCUGGCCUCCAACCGCACGCCCGAGACUCGCUCGAGCUUGCAUCGCUGGCCUCUUCCAGUCGCGGCCCCGACACAUACUCAGACACAGACUCGAGGCCCUCGAUAUCCUCCUCCAGGAAGCUGUCUCUCGAACAAGAUGACCCCUUAGACGACAACAACCCCGCAGCAAGAUCUGGCUUUGGCCACGGCCGCACCUUCUCGACCGCUUCCAACUUUGACUAUACCGCGAACCUCUUCCCGCUGUCCUCGUCCGCUGGGAAUGGUUAUGCGCCGCUGGGUGCGCCCACGUCGGCUGCACACCAAGCCGGCGGUCUGGGAGGGACAUCGCUCGAGAAACACAAGACCCUCACCUAUCUGAACGGCCUCAGCUUGAUCAUUGGCCUCAUCAUCGGCUCGGGCAUAUUCUCAUCGCCCAGCCAAGUCAAUAUGAACGUCGGCUCGCCUGGCGCCGCUGUUAUUGUGUGGGUCAUAGCUGGCAUCCUGGCCUGGACGGGAGCAGCAAGUUACGCUGAGCUUGGUGGCGCCAUCCCACUGAAUGGAGGGCCCCAGGCGUAUUUGAGCAAGAUCCUGGGCGAGCUCGCAGGCUUCCUCUUCACCUGGGUCGCCGUGCUGGUGCUGAAGCCUGGCAGCGCCGCCAUUAUCUCCAUCAUCAUGGGCGAAUACUUGGUGCGCGCCGCCAUCGGCGCCGAAGCAGAGACCGUGAGUCCUUGGAUCAACAAGGCCGUGGCCAUCGUGGGCCUGUCCAUCAUCACCUUCAUAAAUGCCUUGUCGACACGGUUGGGCACGCGCAUCAACGACUGGCUCAUGUUUCUCAAGUUUAUUGCCUUGACCGGCGUAACCGUUGUUGGUGUCGUUGUUGCACUGACGGGUUUCUCGUUCUCGGGCUCGGCCAAUUCGGAUUGGAAGACUCACUCAUGGUUUGAGGGGACAAGUACAGAUAUCAGCAAGUGGGCUGUUGCCAUAUACGCUGGACUUUGGGCCUAUGAUGGUUGGGAUAACACCAACUAUGUUGUAGGAGAGUUCCGCAACCCAGGGCGUGACCUUCCUCGUGUCAUUCAUACGGCGAUGCCACUAGUUAUCACAAGCUACGUUCUAGCUAACGUUGCUUACUUUUUCGUCUUGCCCAUGGCUGCAAUCAACACCACAAACACCGUGGCAGUCAUGUUUGGUGGUAAGGUCUUUGGCCCGAUCGGUGCUUUGGUUCUGGCACUCAUCGUGAGCGCCUCGUGUUUCGGGGCACUCAACUCGCAGACGUUCACCAGCAGCCGCCUCGUAUAUGCGGCGGGCAAAGAGGGUUAUUUCCCAGCCCUCUUUGGGCGCAUUGGCCUCCACUCGACUGAGCCUGGCUUGUCUGCGACAAGAACGAGGAAUUGGUUCUCAAAGCGGCUUCAUAACAUGCUGGGUGACGAAGAGGCCGGCUUGUUCUUCACGCCGGUCAACGCCCUCUGCCUGAACGCAGCUCUUACGCUAGCAUAUAUCCUGGUCGGAGAGUUCGGCGAGCUGAUCACGUUUUACGGCGUUGCUGGAUACACCUUCUACUUCCUGACGGUCCUGGGACUUAUUAUACUUCGUGUCCGGGAACCAAACUUGGAGCGCCCUUACAAGACAUGGAUUACGACUCCUAUCAUCUUCUGCUGUGUCAGUCUGUUCUUACUCAGCAGAGCUGUCUUCGCACAGCCUCUGAAGACUUUGAUUGUGAUAGCCUUUGUCCUGAUUGGCAUUCCGGUAUAUUUCUGGAGAAUCCACGGACGGGAUCAGGUGACAAAGCGAGAGGUCGGUGGUCUCGACUCCAAAUCUGGUUGGAAGUUCUGGAAACGCUGGAGGAACUGA